Pangasianodon hypophthalmus (striped catfish) is the source of this 5530-nucleotide messenger RNA. RefSeq names its product alpha glucosidase 2 (gene gaa2). Gene Ontology annotation, biological process: carbohydrate metabolic process. The record is from RefSeq and is a predicted model, not a curated record. Lineage: Eukaryota; Metazoa; Chordata; Actinopteri; Siluriformes; Pangasiidae. Bases 232 to 3105 code for a protein of 957 amino acids. The transcript is spliced from 20 exons. Gene Ontology annotation, molecular function: carbohydrate binding; alpha-1,4-glucosidase activity.
AGAAGAAGAAGAAGAAGUCGUUCUUCCACUCAGCUGGUGCAUCAGGCCCCAAUGUGCGCAGGACGAGUGUAGAAGCUGCGGGUUUGAACACACCUCCUGAUAAACAGCACCAGUGCUCCUGCAUUAAGAGGCCAAACUCCUGGAGAUAUAAAUAGUAAUAAUUACUCCUUCUCUCCGGCAUGUAGCGCAUGUCAACCCUUUAUCUUCAGUCAGAAGCUUCAGCUCCACACCAUGGUGUCGUAUAAGAGGCUGACCCCGGAGGAGGUGCACUUCUCUGGCGUGCCUUUACUGCAGUCUCAUGAUGAUUCGCAGGACAGUGAGCUGAAGGUGGAGGAUGCAGAGCGCCCCCUGCUGGCCCGGAGGCCUCACUGCUCCAUCACUGCUGCCCUGUUGACCCUAGGAGGCUUUAUCCUUGUAGUCCUCGGCGUCUGGUUACUAGGAACCAUGCUCUGGCUGCGUAGUACCGCUUCCAUAGGAAUCCACCGCCCUCCGUCUCCCGCGGCUCCGCCCGGCAAGGUGCAGGAAAACCGAACACAGCCGGAAUCCUGCUCCGUUAUUCCAGAAUCCUGGAGGUUCGACUGCUAUCCGGAGAGAGGUGUUGUGGUGACUGAGGAUAUGUGUCACGCCAGAAACUGUUGCUUUACACGUGCAGCCAGUGAGAAAAGCGGCGUCCCGUGGUGCUAUUAUCCACCAGAUUUUCCAUCGUAUACGCUAGUGGCUAUUAAUGACACCGAGACGGGAUUGAGCGGGAAACUGGUUCGUACUCAGAAGACGUAUUAUCCUAAGGAUAUAGAGACGCUGAAGCUGGAUGUUCUGUACGAGUCGAACAGCAGACUCCGUAUAAAAAUAACAGAUCCAUCACAGCAGAGGUUCCAGGUUCCUAUAGAUGUCCCUGUGGUGGAAAAACGAGCUCCGAAUCCCUUGUAUACAGUCGAGUUCUCCAAACAGCCGUUCGGGAUUGUUGUUAAGAGAACGCAAAAUGGAGCUGUGCUGUUGAACACUACUGUAGCUCCACUCUUCUACGCGGAUCAGUUUCUGCAGAUGUCCACGUCUUUACCGUCUACUUUCGUUUACGGGCUCGGUGAACAUCGCUCCAGCCUCAUGCAUGAUGUGCAGUGGAGCACGUUUACCAUGUGGGCUCGGGAUGCGGCUCCAGAAGAGUUGAUCAACCUGUACGGUGUUCAUCCGUUUUAUCUUCUCAUGGAGACUGAUGGACUGGCACAUGGGUCUUUCCUGCUAAACAGCAAUGCUAUGGAUGUUGUCCUUCAGCCUGCUCCGGCUCUCACCUGGCGCACGAUCGGCGGGAUUCUGGACUUGUAUGUUUUCCUCGGCCCUGAUCCCAGCUCGGUGGUUUCUGAGUACGUGGAGGUCGUAGGAAAGCCUGCGAUGCCGGUGUACUGGGCACUGGGUUAUCACCUCUGUCGCUGGGGUUACGACUCCAGUAAUAAAACAUGGGAAGUUGUGAGAGAAAUGAGGAAUUAUGGGAUACCGCAGGAGGUGCAGUGGAAUGAUAUCGACUACAUGGACCGCGCUCUGGACUUCACCUUCGAGCCUGCGAGCUUUUCCACGCUGCCCGACCUGGUCAAGGAUCUUCACCUGCACAGCCAGCGCUACGUCAUGAUCCUGGAUCCGGGUAUCAGCAGCACUCAGCCGCCUGGUACUUAUGGGCCGUUUGAGGAGGGAAUAAAGAACGGCAUCUUCAUCAACAACUCCAGCGGAGAAACGCUCAUCGGGAAGGUGUGGCCAGGACUUACAGCAUUCCCAGACUUUUCCAACCCGGACACACACGAGUGGUGGUACCAGAACCUGCAGAACUUUCACAGCAAAGUCCCGUUUGAUGGCCUGUGGAUUGAUAUGAACGAACCGUCGAAUUUCUUCGAUGGAUCUAUAGACGGCUGUCCUGACAACGAAUUAGAAAACCCUCCUUAUACACCAUAUGUUCUGGGUGGUAGUCUGAAGGCUAAGACCGUAUGUGCAUCUGCACAACAGAAGACCUCCUCACACUACAACCUGCACAGUUUAUACGGACUCAUGGAAGCCAAAGCAACAGCAAGUGCUUUGAAGAGGAUCCUGGAGAAGCGUCCGUUUGUGAUUUCCCGCUCCACGUUCCCAAGUCAGGGAAAGUAUUCCGGUCACUGGCUGGGAGAUAACAGGAGCCAGUGGAAGGAUUUAUACAUGUCCAUUCCAGGCAUGCUGACCUUUAACCUUUUGGGCAUUCCACUGGUGGGAGCGGACAUCUGCGGCUUUUCCCAGAACACCACGGAAGAGCUGUGUGUGCGCUGGACUCAGCUCGGAGCUUUUUAUCCCUUCACCAGAAACCAUAACACAAAAGAAUCACUGCCUCAGGAUCCCACCGCGUUCAGUUCCGCUGCUCGGACGGCGAUGAAGGAAGCUCUUCUGCUCCGUUAUUCCCUCUUUCCUUUCCUUUAUACACUCUUUCACUACGCACACGUCCAUGGACACACCGUCGCUAGACCUCUGUUUUUCGAGUUCCCUACAGAUGGAAAGACGUAUCGGAUAGAUAAACAGUUCCUGUGGGGGAAGAGUUUGUUGGUGACGCCUGUUCUGGAGCCCGGUGUGGAUUUUGUGGCUGGCUACAUGCCUGAGGGGCUCUGGUACGAUUUUUACACAGGUAACUCAUUGGCCAGUAAAGGUGAAGAGAUGAAGCUUCAUGCUCCUCUGGACAAAAUCAACUUACAUCUCCGGGAAGGAUCCAUCAUUCCUACACAGAGGCCCAACACUACACUGUGGGUGAGCAGUGGUCAGCCCCUGCACUUGAUCGUGUGUCUGAGUGAGGACGGUCAGGCUGCUGGAGAUCUCUUCUGGGAUAACGGAGAAUCUCUGGACACCUACGAGACGGACGAGUACGCCUACAUCGUGUUCAGCCUGAAACAGAACACGAUGACCUCAGAGGUGGUACGCAGUCACGUGGAGGCCAUGUACCUCACGGUGGAGACGGUUUCGUUCUACGGCGUGAAGACGAAGCCGAGCAGCGUCACUGUGAAUUCACAAGAAGCGGCGUUCAACUACUCGACCAAUCAGGUGUUGAGAGUAGACGAGUUGGGUCUGAACCUCAGCCAGAACUUCACCAUCAGCUGGAAGUGACCGAAAAUCAGUCCCCGAAAGAGUAAAACUCGAGUUUGACUUGAUUUUUUUUUCCUUAGAAUAUAAUCUUCAGAAAAUCGAUCUGUACUUACGCACUCAUUCCACUGAGAUACGAGUAAGAGCACUUCCUACAAAAAACAAAGAAAAAGAAAACCCGAAAGACUUCAGUUAAGAAUGUUUUAAAUUAGCAAGCGUUUGUUUAGAAUUCAGAGAUGGUUAUAAUUAAAAUGAAUAAACCAACGUUCUUUUUUUCCCAACAUAAUUCUCAUUGAAGGGAGACGAUAAUCGCAGUGUGUGUUAUUCUCUCAGCAUUCAGGGAACGGGUGUGGUGCAAUAAGCUUCAACAGGAGCAAGCGUACAUGUUUGAAAUUCGCAAAAUAACAAAUUCAACAAAAGGUGCCGACAUUUACGGAUUAUUUGACGCCAUUUUUCUGCUUACUCAGCUAAAGCAGCCAAUAAAAUUCUCCCGUCUGAAUCCUGACAAUACCACAGCCGUCCGUAGCCGGGAUUCAGGACAGCUAAAUUGUCACUAGCCAAUCAUACGCUUCUGUGAGCUCACGUAUGCGGAAAAGGGCGGAUAGCGCUUUCGUCCGAGUGUGUUAUUCCGCUCUAAAAAGAAGCGAAUUCACUGAAGGGGAAAGGACGUGCGAAAGUUUCGCUUCUGGUAUCAUGUUUGUGCUGCUGAGAAUUUAGGAAAGCGAUCUGAACUAUCCCAAACCCCGGUAUUAAAAUUAUACUUUAGGUUGGAUGGAGUCUAAUAAAGAGUAUUUUAUAUAUAUAUUGUAUAUUGUAUAUUGGUAACAAAUUCUAUCGGCUUGAUUGCACUAAAUAGUGAUGGUACGUGUAAAUAGCAUCGCAUGUUUAAACGUCAUCGUUAUCACUGGAUUUCUGAUCUUAUUGGACUUUUUUUUUUUUUGGUAAUAAUUUGACUUUGCAUCUUCUGACACUUUAGUUUAUUGAGGAGAUUGCAUUACCGUAAAGGGUUUUUUUGUGUCGUUCAUAACUUUUCGUGCCUUAAAACGCAUCAGAACUGUGAUUUCCUACGCAGCUGCUUUACUGUGAAUGUAUUCAACUCUGUAUCUAAAAUCGUGAAAUGCUUUAAAGCCAAAAAAAUAGGCACGCUGCUCCAUUUCCACUCAUGAAUGUUGAUUUAUUAAAUGCAUUCGAUAGCGAUAGAUCUUUUUUUUUUUUUUUUACAUUUAAGUGUAAUUAUUCUUCUCAUUUGUAAUGUGUGUGCUUUUAAUAAAGAUGUAAAAAUAAAGAUAUUUUUAGGUUUGAACAAACCGCCUUACAGGACAUGAAGAUGCCCCAAAUUCCAGAUUUUAAAUUCCACUUUUUUCAUCAUUUAAAAAUAAUAAUCACUGCACACAUCGGCCAUGUUUAUGAUUCAUGCACAUGACUAUAUAUCACACCUACAGUAAUUAUGAUGGCGGUUUUAUUCACAGCUGUCUCUUUUCUCACAUAUAAAUUCAUAUUUUAAUGGAUUAGUAAAGUUUGAACCCUGCUGUGAUUUCUUCACUAUUAAGCCCGUUGUUUCUGUGAAGUAUCUUCUCUAUGAUUAAGAUUUGCGCACUCUUAGGAUGUAAAAAGUCACAGCAGUUCACUGGAAUAUUGAUAAAAAAAUAUUAAGAUACUCAGGUUCUACACCUGAGGUUGGUUUUUAGUCAUGUGAGGAUGGAUCGCCAGUACACUUAUAACAAUAAAAGAGAAAUUGUGUUUUUUAUCUAAAAUGGAGCUGUAUUUUAAAGCUCAACUGUGUUUAAAAAUAAAUAAGUAAAUAAAAACUUUUGUAUGUAAAAUUAUCAUUAAAUGAACACUGACUAAUGGCAGAUUUAAGAAAUAUUUCUUAUUUUUGAGCAAAGCGGGGAAAAGGUUCUCCGAGCUGAUGAGAAUCUGAUUUGUCCUUGGUACAAAGCGAUACGUUCGUUUGAAACUCGACGCUGCUCAUCACCCUGAGAGCACCGUCCCCGCUGUGAAACACGGUGGUGGUAGCACCAUGGUGACGGUUACUCUCGGCCUCUGUGACCUGUUUGUGUCGUAUUCGUUCCUUUUUUAAUUCUGUGAGAUGCUCGAAGUUUGGAGUAUUUUUUUUUUUAAUCACCAAACCCUUGAUAUUUUUCCUUUAACAAAAAACUUUAACAAAAUCUGGUUUCUUUGCAGUAUUUAUACAGAGAUCAUGUGACAAUUUAUUUUAUUUUGAGAACUAUAUUGCAAAUGUUUUGCCUUUUUUUUUUUUUUUUUGUAGAUUCAUGAAAUAAAAUCCUGUAAGUCCAUUUCAGUUCAAUACAAAAUGUGAGAAAAGUUCAAGGGGGGGUGAAUACUUAUGCACGGCACUGGUUCAUUUAAAAACAAAAUGUUAAUUAUUUAAAACCUCCCAAUAAUUUAAAGUAAAGCUAAUAAGUAAAUAAACAUGCUGUUCUUUGAA